Didymodactylos carnosus is the source of this 1539-nucleotide messenger RNA. Lineage: Eukaryota; Metazoa; Rotifera; Eurotatoria; Philodinida; Philodinidae. The record is from the annotation of a GenBank genome assembly.
AUGGAAGAAUUCGUAUAUCCUGCGUCUGUUACGAAGGCCGACGAACGUGUGCUGGAUAAUUUAUCAACAACAUCCUCUUCUACGGAGGCCGACGAACGUGUGGUAGAUAAUUCAUCAAUAAUGCCCUCUUCUACGGAGGCCGACAAACGUGUGGUAGAUAAUUCAUCAAUAGUAACCUCUUCUACGGAGGCCGACGAACGUGUGCUGGAUAAUUCAUCAACAACACCCUCUUCUACGGAGGCCGACGAACGUGUGGUAGAUAAUUCAUCAAUAGUAACCUCUUCUACGGAGGCCGAUGAACGUGUGCUGAAUAAUUCAUCAAUACUAACCUCUUCCACGGAGGCCGAUGAACGUGUGCUGAAUAAUUCAUCAAUACUAACCUCUUCCACGGAGGCCGAUGAACGUGUGCUGAAUAAUUCAUCAACAAUGUCUUCUUCUACGGAGGCCGAUGAACGUGUGCUGUUUAAUUCAUCAUCAAUGACCUCGUCUGAAUCAUUAGUCUCAACAUCGAUGCGGCCUGUAUCACCAACAUGGGCGCCAUUGAAUAUUCCGUUAUCUCGUCGUCGUGAAACAUUAACCGUUUUUGUUUGGUUCAUCUUGCCAUGGAGUUGUCUGUCGUUAUCCGUUUACCUAUUACGGACAGAUAGCUGGUAUGUGUUUUCUGCUAUCGUAUUAUAUCUGUCGUGGAUGAUGUUUUUUCAAGAUUAUCCUCGUCAUGGUGGUUUCAAACAGCAAUGGUUACGUCGUCUGGUCUGGUGGCAUUGGUUUCGAGAUUAUUUUCCCAUUCGAUUACAUAAAACAUGUGAUUUACCGGCUGACAGACCCUAUAUUUUUGGUUAUCAUCCACAUGGUAUCAUUUCACUAGGAGCAUUCUGUAAUUUCGCAACAGAAGCGACGGAUUUUGAACACAAAUUUCCAAAUAUCAAUUUGAGACUUUUGACACUAAAAGCCAAUUUUCGUUUUCCGUUCUAUGGUUUUUAUUUAGCGGCCUUGGGGUUGUGUGAUGCAUCGAAAGAAUCGUGCAAUCUUAUUUUGGGAAAAGGUAACGGUAACAGUAUCAUGUUAGUGUUAGGUGGUGCCAAAGAGAGUUUAGAUGCCCGACCUUCCGAUGAAUAUUUUCUCACGUUGAAAAAUCGUAAAGGCUUUGUAAAAAUUGCUCUUCAGAACGGUGCUGCAUUGGUACCCGUCUUUUCAUUUGGUGAAAAUGAUCUAUAUGAUCAAGUAUGGAAUCCAAGAGGAUCAAAAUUGAGACAUUUUCAACUACAAAUACAACAGCGAAUUGGUUGGGCGACACCGUUGUUUCGUGGACGAGGUGUGUUUCAGUAUGCUGUUGGUUUUCUACCCAAACGUCGAGAAAUUGAUACGUACGUUGGUUCACCAAUUUUACUACCAAAACUAGAUAAAAACGAGAUAACACCAGAAAUUAUUGAUAAAUAUCAUCAGCAGUAUAUGAAGGAACUUGAGGAAUUAUUCGAUACAUACAAGGGAAAACAUGGUAAAGAAAAUGCGAAACUCAGAUUUGUUAAUGAUAAAGAAUAA